AUGACUGCGCCUCUCCAACCUGCCGCCCGCGGCGUCCUCGCAUCGGCCUCUCGCACCUCGCGAGUUGCGAUGGCGGCGCGCGCCCUUUCCACGAGUGCCACAGCGCCGGCCUCGGCCUCGACCUCUGCCUCCUCCAGCUCGCAUUCGGCGGCGCCCAAGCCUCCGCACCUGCUGACGCUGGCCGACCUGUCGCCCGCGCAGAUCCAGUCGCUGCUGCAGAGCGCCAUCGACUUCAAGGCGGCCUCCAAGGCUGCAUCGCUCUCGACGCCCGCCGACCUGCGCAAGAAGCUCGGCGUCCACGACUCGGCGCUGCCCCAGAGCCUCAAGGGCAAGUCGGUCGCCAUCAUGUUCAGCAAGCGCAGCACGCGCACCCGCGUCGCUAGCGAGACGAGCGUCGCGUCUCUGGGUGGACACCCGCUCUUCCUCUCGCCCUCGGACAUCCAGCUCGGCGUCAAUGAGAGCCUCUACGAUACCGCGCGCGUCGUCAGCUCCAUGGUCGACGGCAUCAUGGCCCGCGUCGGCGGCCACGAUGAGGUAGAGCUCCUCGCAAAGAACUCGACCGUCCCCGUCGUCAAUGCCCUCUCGGCCCGCUAUCACCCGACCCAGAUCCUGGCCGACCUGCAGACGAUGCUCGAAGUCUUCCCAACAGGCUCGUCGCCGUCGGUCUCGUCCAACCUCGCCUCGCUGGCCGGCCUCAAGGUGGCAUGGGUGGGCGACUCGAACAACAUCCUCAACGACAUGCUCGUCGCCUACCCGCGCCUCGGCAUCAACCUCGCGGUGGCGGCGCCUAAGGGCAAGGCGUACGAGCGCGACCAGGUAGUCUGGGGCACUAUGCAGGACGGCCUGGCCGAGCUCAAGCGCAACCCGACCGGCGUCGCCAGCGGGCACGUCACCUGGUCCAACGACCCGUUGGAGGCGGUCAAGGACGCCGACGUCAUCGUCACCGACACCUGGAUCUCGAUGGGCGACGAAGCGCAAAAGGAGCAGCGCCUUCGCGACUUUGCCGGCUUCCAGGUGACCGAGGAGCUGGCCAAGAAGGGAGGCGCCAAGCCCAACUGGAAGUUCAUGCACUGCCUUCCGCGCAAGGCCGACGAGGUCGACGACGAGGUCUUCUACAGCGACCGGUCCGUCGUCUUUCCCGAGGCCGAGAACCGCAAGUGGACCAUUAUGGCCAUCUUUGACCGCAUGUUUGGACGAUGGGAGCUGUGA
Molecule: messenger RNA, 1209 nt
Organism: Pseudozyma flocculosa PF-1
Lineage: Eukaryota; Fungi; Basidiomycota; Ustilaginomycetes; Ustilaginales; Ustilaginaceae
Exons: 5
Coding region: 1-1209 (402 amino acids)
Biological process (GO): L-citrulline biosynthetic process
Cellular component (GO): mitochondrion
Molecular function (GO): ornithine carbamoyltransferase activity; amino acid binding
Source: RefSeq, a predicted model, not a curated record